UCUUUAAUCGUUCUCUCAGUUCUCGGUCUCCUUUUUCUCUCUCUACUUUCUCUCUCCUCUCUCUCUCUCUCUCAAUGGGGGAUCCUGCGAUUAAGCUUUUUGGCAAGACGAUCCCGCUGAUCGAGAGCGGGCCGGGUACGGGUUCUGAUCUGGAUCCGAUAGCGGAGACGGCCGGCGAAGAUAGGGAUAUGGGCGCAGAAACAACAAAUGAUGUUGUCAAAGACAAGGAACUUGACAUCACAAGAGACCAAGGGCAAGAUGAUCACAACAAUACCUCUGGUUUGAACAAUCCUAUUGAAAGUAACCAACAAACAUCCUCUCAGGAUGUCACAGAAAAGUCGGAUUCCAAACCCGAGCAAGAACAGUCCGAGGCUGACACCUCCGGACAAGAAAAGGUUCUGAAGAAGCCAGAUAAGAUUCUUCCAUGUCCUCGAUGCAACAGUUUAGAUACCAAGUUCUGUUACUACAACAAUUACAAUGUCAACCAACCGAGACACUUUUGCAAGAAUUGCCAGAGAUAUUGGACUGCUGGAGGAACCAUGAGGAAUGUCCCUGUGGGUGCUGGAAGGCGUAAAAACAAGCACUCUGCUUCACACUACCGUCAUAUAAUGAUGUCACCUGAAGGAUUGGCAUCAGCAAGAGAAGCAAUUGAUCCAACUCAUCAUCAUCAACCUCUCUCUUGUGGACCUCCUAUGAUGUCUUUGAAGGGAAAUGGUACAGUCUUAAAGUUUGGACCAGAAGCACCACUUUGUGAGUCCAUGUCUUCUGUUCUCAAUCUGGGCGAGCAAAAGAAAACAGAUAUCAACACAGAAGAACCAUCUUGUGCUUCUUCCUCUGUGACAGCUUCUAAUUGUCAAGAAAAUGGAUUCCCUGAACAAAAUGGCAUGCCGGGACUUUGUAAUGGAUUUACUCCUAUGAAUCCUCUUCAGUUUUAUCCUGGCCCUCCUUGGCCUUAUCCUUGGAGCGCUGGAUGGAACAGUGUUGCAGCAGCAGCAGCAACUGCUGCUGCCAUUAAUGGAUCAGAGGCUGGUAAUGGGAAUCCAGUACAGUGGGGCCCUUUGGUUCCACCUGCUUUCUGUGGUCCGACUAUUCCAGUUCCCUUCGUGCCUGCUUCUUUCUGGCCGUGGAAUGUACCGUGGCCUGGUUCUAAUGGUGUAUUAUCUCCAUCAUCCUCAAGUAACAGUGGAUGUUCAGGCAAUGGUUCUCCUACCUUGGGCAAGCAUUCUAGAGAUUCGUCAAGCUUACAAGCCGAGGAAAAGACUGAGAAGUCUUUGUGGAUUCCUAAAACCCUGAGAAUUGAUGAUCCAGACGAGGCUGCAAAGAGCUCUAUAUGGGCUACUCUCGGCAUUAAGCCUGAUGAAGGUGGCAUGUUCAAAGCUUUCCGGUCAAAAUCAGACAAUAGCAAGGAUCAGAAGUCUGACGUGUCUGAGGUUUUGCACACAAACCCUGCAGCUUUUUCCCGCUCUCAAUCGUUUCGGGAGACCACAUAGGGAGAAUUUAUAUGUUAUGGGCUAUUUUAAUGAAUACCUGAAGCUUUGUAUAUGGAAGCUUUUUAGUGCUUGAGGAUUGAGGACAUUCGGAGAGCCAGUUGCAGAUGUUGCUACUGCUUUCUGAAAGCUUGUCAGAAAGAAGUGCCAGGUUUGUUAACAGUUAAUUGUUGUUCUAGUAGUAAUGUUGUAAAUAGUUGAGAUGUUGUCCAUAGUUUUUUGCUCGUAUAUAGUUGUUUGUUUGUUCUUCUGAGUGAAAGCUAUGGAUAUUGGAUAAUGAGCGGAAAAAUUGGGUUCGGCAUUGUGUGUUAUGAUCUCGAAAUGAGAGCUCAGAGCAUACAAUUUUGAAACAAUUGGUCUUGAUCUGGACACCCAACUCAGGUGAGAACAAUAAAUAGAUUUUAAGAUAGAUUUUGUAGGAUUCUCUUGCGUGCAAGGAGAACAGCUGUUCUAAAAGUUUGUAUUAAGUUUUGAUCUACAAUUAUUAAAUCAUUAGUGCUUUUCCAA
Asparagus officinalis (garden asparagus) is the source of this 1994-nucleotide messenger RNA. Its product is annotated as cyclic dof factor 3-like. The transcript is spliced from 3 exons. Lineage: Eukaryota; Viridiplantae; Streptophyta; Magnoliopsida; Asparagales; Asparagaceae. The record is from RefSeq and is a predicted model, not a curated record. The coding region runs from base 75 to 1490 and encodes 471 amino acids. Gene Ontology annotation, biological process: regulation of DNA-templated transcription. Gene Ontology annotation, molecular function: DNA-binding transcription factor activity; DNA binding.